AUGGGUUGCUGCGAUAAUUGCUGUGUUCCGUCUAAAGAAUCGAGAGAGCCGAUACGAUACGAUCCAGACUUCAACGGCCCCACACGCAAUCGCUCUUGCACGGACAUCGUCUGGCUAAUCAUUUUCAUCCUCUUCCUAGGAGUAUGGGGCUACGUCGGAUAUUACAGUAUGACGAAAGGCAACUUCGAAAAGCUCUUAGCUCCAAUUGAUUCGAAAGGUCGCCGUUGUGGAAUGGAUUCCGGACUUGAAGACAAAAAAUACCUGUUGUUUUUUAACAUCGUAAAAUGUCUUUCCCCUGGAACACCUAUUACAGGAUGUCCUACCACUCAAGUUUGUGUAUCACAGUGCCCGAGCCAAACAGUAUUAAUUGAAAAGGAAUUAAGGGUAAAUCCAUCCUCAUUUGAGGAAUUAAGGAAAGAUAUGGUAUGCAAUGAUGAAGUGAACAUGCAAACAAUGACUUAUGCUCAAGCUUUACAAUAUAUUCAAGAAGAAAAAUGCGCUAGUUUUAUAUUACAGAGUCAACCAGUGUUGUUCCGCUGCAUUGGAGAUCUAUCAAAGCUGGAAUGUAAAGAUACCACGAAUUCUGGAAAAUGGCUGCAAAAUGGGAAUAGUGGGGAUACUUGCGUCCGUGACCCGAAAAGGGCACAGAAGUCGUUGCUGAACAGUGCAACAGCAUUCGAUUCUUACGUAGGCUAUAUAGCAGCCAGCUGGGUGGUGUUCUUCACGAGAAAUGACCGCGAAACUCAUAUUGUAGAACCUACUUAUGCACAAGAACCAAUUAAUGCUUGCUUGGUACAUGGAACAGUGCUGGGUCGGUGCUUUAUUAACGUCACUGCUGUGAUGGACGUGCUAGAAGACCUGUCAAAUGGUACCCUUGGCCUAGCGGAGGAACAGGUGGUUGAACAACUCUCCAAUUUAGUUAAAUUUAAUCAGCUUUCGUCACAGAUAGUGCAAGACUUGGUUCAGUCACGAUGGUACAUGGCGGGAGCUCUCGUCGCCGUGGUAGUCCUAUGCUUUAUCUACAUCUUACUGAUACGGUGGGUGGUGACGCCCGUCGUGUGGAUCUCUAUUGCUGGAUUAUUUGCACUUUUAGGAUUUACCAUGUACGUAUGUUACAAGAACUACGCGUAUUAUAAAGCAAAUCCCGUGAGUUUACAUCAAACAACAAAUCUCAAAGGAUUCGCGGAAAGUAUCUUUGCCAAGAGUGAGACGUGGCUGUUCAUACUUAUUGUAGUAGCAGUUGUGUUACUGAUACUCUUCCUGGUGGUUAUAUUUCUACGCAAUCGCAUAACUAUUGCGAUUGCACUUAUACGUGAAGGAAGCAAAGCGGUAACAGAUAUAAAAUCGACAGUAUUUUUCCCAUUGUUUCCGUGGAUAAUCCAAUGCGCCGUGAUAUGUUAUGCAGUGCUAGUUCUCAUGUCGCUGCUUUCGAUCGGAGAGUCAGUAUUCCAAGUUGUAAAUAUAAAAAACGACACCAGCUGCAGCUGCCAUGGGAUCUACACAGAGGAAGGUGCUGUGUGUAACCCGACAACAUUCUUAACGGAAUGCCGUGACACAGAAUCGCCACUGGGCAUGUUGCCCUGCAAACUAGCCACGUGUCACUUCACCGGCAUCAGUAACGAUAAUAAAAUCGUGAUAUACAUGCAACUCGUCAAUUUACUUGGCUUCUUCUGGAUGAUGUUCUUUAUCAGCGGCGUGUCCGACAUGAUGCUUGCGAGCACUUUCUCUACUUGGUAUUGGACUUUCAAUAAAAGAAACGUACCUUUCUUCACCCUUACUUCUGGCAUUUAUAGAACAUUUCGGUACCACCUAGGAACUGUAGCUUUUGGAGCCCUUAUAAUAGCUAUUGUUCGAAUGAUCAGGGUCAUACUUGAGUAUAUCGAUCACAAAGUGAAAAAAUACGACAAUCCACUAACACGAUGCAUCUUGUGCUUUUGCAAAUGUUUCUUUUGGUGCUUGGAGAGCUUUUUGAAGUUCAUCAAUAAGAACGCGUACAUAAUGUGCGCGGUGCACGGGAAGAACUUCUGCAGGAGCGCCAGUGAUGCCUUCUCUUUACUCAUGAGGAAUAUCAUCAGAGUGGUCGUGCUGGACAAGGCAACAGAUUUCAUAUUUUUCUUAUCAAAGCUGCUUAUCUCUGUCGGAGUGGGCUUCGCGGUGUAUUACUUGCUCGAGUGGAGCUUCGUGUACGAGGUGACGCAGGGCGCGCGACUCAACUACAACUACGUGCCGGCCAUCAUACUCAGCGUAGCGACCUAUCUCAUAUGCACAAUAUUCUUCAACGUCUACUCCAUGGCUGUAGACACAUUGUUUUUAUGUUUCUUGGAAGACUGUGAGAGGAAUGAUGGUUCACAAGAGAAGCCAUACUUUAUGUCUAAAAAUCUUAUGAAAAUUCUUGGUAAAAGAAAUAAAAUAACG
Molecule: messenger RNA, 2415 nt
Organism: Brenthis ino (lesser marbled fritillary)
Lineage: Eukaryota; Metazoa; Arthropoda; Insecta; Lepidoptera; Nymphalidae
Source: the annotation of a GenBank genome assembly